Messenger RNA from Triticum turgidum subsp. durum (durum wheat), 1299 nucleotides. The record is from the annotation of a GenBank genome assembly. Lineage: Eukaryota; Viridiplantae; Streptophyta; Magnoliopsida; Poales; Poaceae.
AUGGAACCGGUGGCGGCCGACGAGAUCCUCCUGCGCAAGAUCUUGCUGGGGCUGCCGACGAGGGCCGUCGCCCGCGGCCGCUGUGUGUCCACGCAGUGGCGCGGCCUCCUCUCCGACCCGGCCUUCCUCGACCUCCACGCCCACUCCGCCCACGUCGUCUCCGGCGCCCGCGCCGCCGCGGAGGCGCUGCUGGUCUCCCGGACCGAGCCGGAGCCCGGCCUGGUCCCCAAGACGACCGUCUACAACGUCUGCACGGCGGCGACCAUGUGCGUUCUCAACUUGCUCGCCGGGUACACCCCCGCCCAAGCCUGCAACGGCUUCGUCCUCUUCGUCGCCAACAACGCCACCUGGCUGCCGCUCGUCAUCUGCAACCCCAUCACCGGCGUCAAGCUGGCGGUUGACCCGCCGCUCAGGAGCGAGACGUCGAGCGUGUUCUGGAACUCUCACUGGCACAUGGACGCCAUGGGGUACAGCCCGUCGACGCGGGAGUACAAGCUCUUCCGCCUCUCCUUCUCGGCCAGCGGCGACCAAGGGCUGCUCGACGUCAACUACCUGCAGGUGUUCACCUUGGGCCGUGGGCCCGGGGCAGGCGUGUGGCGCCGCCGCCAAGGCCUCUUCACCUGCCACGCUAUGGGCUCGCCGCCGGCUCUCAUCGAUGGCACCUUGUACUUCCUGGCCAAGCAGCAGGACCGAGACAGGAAGCCUGACAGCCUGAUGAUCAUCGACGUGGCCACCGAGACAUGCCGCACGUGCCGCCUCCCCAUCUACUACACAGAUGAAGCCGUGGCCCAUGUCCUGGAGCUUCAAGGCCGCCCAAGCGUCGCCAUGCAUGAACUCAGCCCAACGAACCGCCUCAGGUUCUUUGUCCUGGCGGCGGCGCCGCCGUCGCUCUGCUGGCAGCUGCGCUACAUCUUUGAGAUGGGCGCCACUCACCUUGUCCACCAACCUCGCCAGUACCCCUACCUGAGGGCCGCCUGGUUCGACGCCAAUGCCAACAGUGAUGACAACGCCGACACCAACGGCGGCAUACUCUACUACCUGUACGGUGACUGCGUGUACAAGUACGACACCUCGCAGGACCAGCCAUGCUUCGACAAGGUGUGGGAUGAUCAGAAGCAGCUGCACUCAUCGGACAUCAACCGAAGCGUGCUUCCCGGCUACCGUCCUAACCUACUCUCACCCGACGAUCUUGCCAUCACCCCGCGGCAAGCAAUAGAAGAGUUCGCGGUCAUGCUGGUAGGUGCACUCAGGGCGUUGAAGAAACGCCGCCGCUCGCCAAGCCCGCCCGCCACCGUGUGA